Messenger RNA from Aspergillus homomorphus CBS 101889, 1548 nucleotides. RefSeq names its product cytochrome P450. The record is from RefSeq and is a predicted model, not a curated record. The transcript is spliced from 3 exons. The coding region runs from base 1 to 1548 and encodes 515 amino acids. Gene Ontology annotation, molecular function: heme binding; oxidoreductase activity, acting on paired donors, with incorporation or reduction of molecular oxygen; iron ion binding. Lineage: Eukaryota; Fungi; Ascomycota; Eurotiomycetes; Eurotiales; Aspergillaceae.
AUGCAGAGCACACCUCUGGCCGCGCAGGUCGUCGCCGUCGUUCUGCCUCUAGUCCUUACCCUAGCCCUGUACCAUCUGACUCGUGCCUUGUUUCCUUCUCAACGUCGACCGAAGCAGAUCUCGUGGAUUGGCCGCGGACCCGGAGUGCUCAACUCGUUUAGGGCAUGCCUAAGUCAAUGGCGUUACAAGCCCGCCCUCCUUCAAGCCGGUUACGAGACCUUCAAUCAGGCUGGCCGAGCCUUCCUCAUGCCCCUAAUCAGCUUCGAACCUAUUGUGAUUCUUCCCCAAGAACAGAUUACAUGGAUCAUCGAGCAACCGCCGGCGGUGCUUUGCCCGCGCCGCGCCGCAUACACCAGAAUGGGAGUGCGCUACGUGGCGCCUGGCUUCACCCCAGCGACGAGUGAAGUCUUACACAGUGCGAUCAAGAUACACCUUAAUAAGAAAUUCGACCUCGUGGCGGUGGAGAUGUAUGAACAAAUGAGCUGGGCCAUUGACCGCAGCUUUGGCACCGCAACCUGUGCGCGUCAGGUUUCCCUCGGCCACGCCUUGCGGUACGCGGUUUACCAUACAUUGGUGCCUGUGUUGGCCGGUAGCGAAUUGGCUCAGAACGAGCGCUUUGUGGACGCAAUGAUCUCAAGCUCUCAGUGGUUUGGCGCGGCCUCCACCGUGGUUGGACAAUGCUUACCCCCGCCGGUGAGAGGCGUCAUUGGGUGGAUGCUGCAGAAGCCCAUCGGCUACUUUCAGCGGGGGUAUCUGGAGUACCUGAUGCCGGUGGUAAGAGACCGACUGCGAAGACUGCAGGAGGAGGAGGGGGAGAAAGAGGGGGAGAAAGCAAAGAUACCGCAGGACAUGGUUACUUGGUUGUGUCAAGUCAUUCUCAAGACAAAGGGCACCACCCGUGCUGAAGAGGUGUUUGCAGAUGGCUUUAAUCUGCUGCUUGGCGCCGCGUUCACGAGCACCGUGUUCACAGCUCACCAUACCCUGCUAGACAUCCUUGGCUCCAGCGCCAAAGACGAGAUUUUUCAGACCCUUCGACGUGAGGCGGAGUCGACGCUGGAUUGUGCGCUGAAAUGGUCCGAUCCAGUGGCGAUUCUCCAGUUGCAGUACAUUGACAGUACACUUCGAGAGAGUCUGCGGCUGGCACCACCGACCUCCAUGGCCCUGCUGCGGGAGGUCGUCCCCGAAGACGGAGUGAGACUGCCAAAUGGUCAGUUUUUGAACAAAGGCAGCUGGCUGGCCGUGCCUUCGAUCCCCAUUCACGGCGACCAGCGCUUCUACGAAAGCCCCCACGAGUUCAGACCAUUUCGUUUCGUGCAGGAGAGAAAGGUAGACUCCUGUGUCUCAACGAGCGACACCUUUCUAUCUUUCGGACACGGUCGUUCAGCCUGUGCUGGAAGACAGUUUGCCACUCGCAUCCUGAAGAUGAUGUUGGCGUACAUCGUAAUGCAUUACGACAUUGAAGCGAUUGAUGGUCGGCCGCUCAACUUCUUCAUGGGGGAACACCCUGUGCCUCCAGAUGUGGUAGUGAAUGUCAGAAGAAGAGUAUAG